Messenger RNA from Acyrthosiphon pisum (pea aphid), 793 nucleotides. RefSeq names its product decorin. The record is from RefSeq and is a predicted model, not a curated record. Gene Ontology annotation, molecular function: protein binding. NCBI's taxonomy places the organism in Eukaryota, Metazoa, Arthropoda, Insecta, Hemiptera, Aphididae.
AGACGUUAAACCUAGAGCACAACUACAUCAGCAAGCUAUUUAACAACAGUUUCACCGAGUACCCGAACAUCAAGAAUCUGAUGUUGUCGUUCAACAAGGUACACACCAUCGAGCCCGGGGCGUUAGGGUCGCUUGCCGAGCUGGAAACGCUGGACCUGUCACAAAACGCCAUCAAGGAAGUGCCAGCCGGACUGCCCAAAUCGCUGAUUCAGCUAAAGCUGAACGGAAACCCGGUGUUGGACAUGUGGCAGCUGGAGACGGCCGUCGGACUGCGAGUGUUGCAGCUCAGGGGCUGUGACCUGAAAGCUUACCCGGCACUGGGCAUCAUGCCCAACCUGGUCAAUCUGGACGUGUCCGAAAACGCAGAGAUCUACGAUCUGGACCCGGCCCAGCUGGCCGUCACGUGCCGCCUGGCCCGGCUCAACGUGACGGGCGCUACCAAUCUGUUCCGACCCGGGACGCCGGGCGCUCACUGCAGAUGCCGGCGCGUCGUCCAGUGGGCCCACACGUACAAGGUGACCGUUUUCGGUUUGGGCCAAUGCCCGGACCCGCUGGCCGGAGACGGUGAGACCGACAUCCAUGACGACCCAAAGGACGAGGCCUGCGCCCGGACCCCGGAACAGGCCCUGGCCGCGUUCAAGGAGUGCAUGGCCGAGUGGGAACACCGCAACACGCCCUACUGGGCCAUCGUCUCUGGUAUCGUCAUCGUCGUGGCCAGGGUUGGGCAAAUGAUUGUAUAAAAGUUUUAUAUGUGUCAACGUAUUAUACGUAACGUAUUAUACGUUUUAUACGG